AUGGCGCUGCAUCAACUCUUCACUUUGGCGUUUGCGCUCCAUCUCGAGCCCUUGCCCACCCUCGACUAUGCCACCGUACCUUACGUCAAAGAUGCAGAGCCUAGCAUGGGGUCAAAUCCAGAGCCUGAGAACCUUCGAGUUGGUGCAAACACCAAGUUAGAACCCAUCUACACCCGCCACCUUCCGCACUCGGUCGACACGCUUUCUUUCCUUCUCAAUCACACCUGCGCAAUCGAUGCCGUCAAGCCUUACUCCAAGCUCAUCAGCCUCCUCGAUGAAGCAGACGACGAUCCCGAAUUCCGCAACUUGCGCGAGUUCUUCGACGCUCGCUACGACGACAAAGGCUCGCUCGUAGGAGCCGACAAGGAGCCUCGAAAUCGCAUGCGCAGCAUCUCCCGCGCGGCUUCCACAAAGCAAUCCGUCCGACGUCCCAGUCACGCCACCGAGCCCCGCAAGCCGUCCUUUGCUGCAAGUCUCGGUGGUGCCUCUGCACUCAAGCUCAAUUGGCUUCGUCGCAACACUCAGUCCGAUUCACCAGUCCACGAAGCCUCGGACGAUGAAGACUCACAUUCCAAGAUAUCCAGUUGCGGCCCAUCCAACCCCGCGCCACCCACCGCUCCCUACAUCCGCCUCUCCAAACGUCCACGCUCUUCUUCCAUCUCCAGCUCUCCAUCUACUUCUUCUGCUUCACACCACCGCAGCACAGAGUACGAUACAACCAACUUAGUUACUUUCCGCAUAAGACUCGAUUUACACACCGUCGGCUUGGCACCCCCGCCUCCCAAGCUUCGAUCCCACCGUCAAGCAGAUGUUUCGGGCUUAGGUCUCCAGCGCGCUGGCUCCGGACGAUCUACCGCUUCGUCAGAUUGGAAAAAACGUAGGCCCAGCAGAUCCAGCUUGUCCGGCGGAGGUGCCGCACUCAAGCCUGUCGCCAGUCCGGACAGUGUCGCCUCCUUUGGUGCUGUUUCGGCCGCUGCAGAUGCAGACUCUGGCUUUCAGCAAGCCGCCCAUUCUGGCUUCAGUGAGCCUUCUAGUAUCUCUGCAACACUUGAGGCCAAUGUCAACACCACCAAAACUAGACUCGCGCCUUCUAACGAAACUCUUGGAAUAGCUACAAAUGCAGACAGCCAUCUAUCGAGCAUCACUGAAGGCGCCGUCCCCAGUACAGAACAGCUCACGUCCCCGACAACCUCUGGAAAGCCGGCCAGGCGCCCUUCAAUGAUGUCCAAGCUGCUCGACCUCGGCAGGAAAAGAUCCUUCCUCGAUCGCUUGACCUCGGACAACCAAGAUGCGCGCUCUGCUUCUCCAGCACCAUCUCAGGGCGAUGACGCCUCAGGCCAUCGCGCCAACUUUCGGUCAGGCCUCCAGCAGCAUCCUGACCAGGCAACUCCGUCCAACGAAGAGGCGCUAGAUCUCGAGGAAGAAGACGACGACGCCGCUGCUUUGCGCGCUGGUAUGAUGCAAUUAUCCGCCAACGAUGCCAGUUUGCAAGCUCGCAGGCGAAGCUCGGCUGGUAGCUCUGGAAAGAGUCAUGCUGCCGCAAGACAGACCCACCACAACCUUGGACCUGUCCAAGAAGACGGCAUGCUCGACCUCACGCUAGUCUCAUCACGCUCCAGUGCCGGCACUUCCUACUCGGAGCAUGUCGUUCCAGAAGAGUCGCUCGGCAGGCGCCCCUCGGCUGGAGCUGCUAGCGCCGCUACAAAGCGUCGUUCCGCAGCCCUAAUGGACGGUGGAGACUUUCUGUCGCUCUUUCGCGCCGCCUCUACUCUAAGUCUCCAGUCGGUCCAAGAUUCCAACCAGGUCACCGACGACGAUGGCGCAGAUGUCUCGACUCCAGGUCAAGACAGCGUCCGGUCGUCCAAGCAUAAGCAAUCUAAUGUAGCCGACACCGGCAGCACCAACACGCCCUCGAUUCGAACCCCACAGGUCCAUCCUAAGACGAGCUCCCUACCCGCCACACCCGGAAAGUCUGUCCGUUCAUUGGACCUGGAUCAGUCACCCAAUCCAUACACCUCGGCGAGCAAUCCAAUAGACGCGAGUUUCAAGCUGGGUGCCGCCUUGGCCCAAAACAAUGGCGAAGAGCAAGAGGCCUGGUGGCCGUGUGGGGACGUUGACCCUCUGCCCAUCAGUCUUUCCAGUGCUUUGGGAGAAGCGUUGGGUUGGGAAGGCAUCAUGCAUCUCUGCUAUGGCAAAGGCAGUCGAGCAGCGGCUGAGGGCAACCACGCUGCCCUGGGCAAGGCUGCUGCGCUCGACCAGGCCAACAAGUUGCACGAAAGAUCCGUCCAAGCUUGGAGGAACGGCGUGGCCAGCGCAGGAACCUCGCCACCGCGAAAGAACGAAACGCUUCCCUCGCUCCUGGAGCUGAGCGAAGGCAAUGCUCUCGCCGGCUCCUUGGCGCAUAAACUCAAUUUGGUUCCCGCCAGUGCCGACCUUGAAGGUACCAACAAUGCCUCGGUGCUUGAGCGGCUUCAAGAAAAGGCGCCACAGCGCUCCGCAACCGUUCCGCAGCCCAUCGAAUCGGCCGACGCGCUCGAGGGCAACACUGGCGGCGCUGCUGGUCCAGACUGGGCUGAGUCGGGUGCCGUUGACGAUCGGAUCGCCGCCUGCCGCAUCGACUGAGGUGCUCAAAGUGGCCACGGACAAGGUGGAUAGUGCGAUGCUGUCCAAGGUGCUCGGCACUUCGCUGAGCAUCUCUCCGUGCGUGCUAGCCGAUGCCACCAACCGAUCGUAUGGUUUUCGGCGUCGAGCUGGCAUCCCAGAGGGUCUCCCGCUCGGUCCAGAGAACGAAGAGACCAUCGACUACACAUGGUCGCGCAAACGAUUGUCGGUCGAGCACUUUGCCACCGCACUCACCAUCAGUUGCGACAGCGCGUUGCACUACUUUAGCCAGCUCGAUUCUAGUGAAUGGCCAUUCCGAUCGGCAUGGGAGCUCGACUAUUUGGAGAUGUGCGUCUUCAAAGCGCCACUGGUGGCUGACCGCUUCCCUCCACCAGGAGACGCGGUGGUGCCGGCCUCGCAGUCGUAUCGACCGGCAGAGGGCACUCCGGACCGAUCCCGCGUGUGUCCCAAUCCGGACGAAGACGGCGCCUGGGAGCCGGAUACCUGGAAGAGGUGGCUGCACUCGAUCCGAGAGGGAGACAUCAUUGUGCCCGCGAUCGCGUGGCAGGCGUGGUGGACGCUCAUAUCGGUGCUCAACGGCGCGGAUCGCACGGGCAGGAGCUAUGAUUUGCAGGUCAAGUCGCUCGAGGAGCCGUUCGAGGCGCUGACGGAUCUCAACGCUGUCUACCUCUGA
Molecule: messenger RNA, 3295 nt
Organism: Sporisorium graminicola
Lineage: Eukaryota; Fungi; Basidiomycota; Ustilaginomycetes; Ustilaginales; Ustilaginaceae
Exons: 2
Coding region: 1-2622 (873 amino acids)
Source: RefSeq, a predicted model, not a curated record